AAGUUGGCUGCGCGAAACUUUCAGUUUUAUAAACAAGCAAAAAAGCACAUGAAACGAGUGAUUUAAUUCAAAUGUAGUUGGAAGUCAUCGCAAAUCGAGAAUAAAUAUGGCACGAACCGAGCUGGAAAUAAAGAAACAAAAACGUAAGGCCAAAAAACGUAAGCACGAAACACAGGCAGCUGGCAGCGACGACGAAGUGGCCGACAAAAGUGUAAUUGUGGAGGAGCAGCAGGUGGCAAGUGAAUCGCAAAUGGAGCAAGAUGCCCCACGAAAAGUCAAGGCAUCCAAGCGAAAGCAACAGGUGGAGCAGCCCGAUGUUAUCAAAGAGAAACGCAGUAAGUCAACAGAUGACAACAAAGAUGCUGAAGAUGACCCGGAAGACAUGCCCACAGCUGAUCAACUGGCGGAGGCAGCCAAGCCGGAGAACUCAAAUGCCAUUGUUACGGUACGCCAGAAGAAGAAACAAAAACAUUUGCAACGGCUCGAGGAGAAAAAGUAUCAGAGCUCUGACAAAGAAGCCAAGCGUAAUGAGGAAUAUCUUGUUAAGUGGCGGGACUGUCGACAGGAUUGGAAGUUUGUGAAACUACGACAGAUAUCUAUACAACAGAACGCCUUCAAUGAGCAAAAGCUGAACGCAGAUAUCUGGGCCAUUGCUUUGGAGUACCUGGCGGCGUCGAAAGGUGCCUCAAAGACAACCGUCACAAAACUGGCCCAGGACGCCAUCGAGCAGAUGGACAAACAGUGCGAGCUGCUCACCGACGAGGCGGAGCGCCAGGCCAUUCUGGAUUCAACGCGAUAUCAGCGUGCACGCAACCUGUUGCAGAGCUUCGAUUAAGCGUUAGGUUUUAUUAGUUUCGAUAUACAAAUUAUAUAUGUAGCGAGAAAUGCGUUUUUGUUAAUGUUUAGGAUUUAAUGAACAAAGUAAACGAGUUUUAUUUACAAAUCUA
Messenger RNA from Drosophila grimshawi, 947 nucleotides. RefSeq lists its product as uncharacterized. Bases 107 to 835 code for a protein of 242 amino acids. The record is from RefSeq and is a predicted model, not a curated record. The transcript is spliced from 2 exons. Lineage: Eukaryota; Metazoa; Arthropoda; Insecta; Diptera; Drosophilidae.